Molecule: messenger RNA, 1709 nt
Organism: Panicum virgatum (switchgrass)
Lineage: Eukaryota; Viridiplantae; Streptophyta; Magnoliopsida; Poales; Poaceae
Exons: 4
Coding region: 707-1411 (234 amino acids)
Source: RefSeq, a predicted model, not a curated record
CUAGACAAGAAAAAAAGGACGAGUGCAGCAAGGCGGAACUUCAUUGCAAUGGAGCACAACAGGAGUAGCUAGCCAGGGAAGGUCACGGUGGGGGGCUAGCUACGGAAACCCCAGUGACCUGUUGCUCCGGCGAAGGCGGCGCGUGCUGGUGCCUGGCGGGGAGGCAUGGCAACGGGGCUGCUCGAGAGGGUCAGUCGGGCGGGCGGGCGGUGGCCAUGAUGUCUAGCGACGCCACCGCCGAUUCGAUCCCGGCCGCCCGCCAUGGGCGCCCCUCCGGGGAAGCACGCCUCCAGGAAGCACUCCGGCGCCUCAAGCUCCCGCGCCCCUCGAGCUUCCACCGCGACUGUCCGCCUCGAGCUCCCACGCCGGCCGGCCGCCUCCGCCGGAGCUUCGAGCUUAGGGGCAUUUCCGUACCUAUAUCCUGCGGUCUGAGGCGGAGCCGUAAGGAGCCACGAUUUGUGUCUCCGCCUCACCAAAACUGCUCCAGUCACCGCGAUUUCCGGGAGUGGAGCCGCUUGGAGCCCCUCCCAAACGUGCGUUUGGCACGGCUCCUCGAGGAGCCGGUCUUGGAGCCCCUCAAGAAGCCCUUGCCAAAGGGGCUCUAAAUAUCCUCACUGGGCGGCGGCUAGGGUUUUAGUGCUCUCUCCCGGCGGCGCCUCCACAUUUCGUCUCUCGGAUCGGGAGGCGAAACCAAGGAUAUCCCACCAUGGCCAACAUCAGAGUAGUCUCCAGCCUGAAUGAUGUUGCCACUGAGCUGCAAAAUCUGCAAAUCACUGAUAUUGCUCAGGCUAAUGAUGUUCAAUUUCAAUUAGAUGAGGAAACACCCCUUCAAGAUGCAGCAGAGAUGAAGAUGAAGAUCAGACCAGGAAAGCAUGAAUUUAUAUUAGUUAAUCCAGAGCUGUUGGAGUGCAAGUAUCGUGCCAAGGUGGAACUGGAGACGUCAUUCAACAGCAUGCUAGACGCAUCCAUGGAGCAGAUUGAUCAAGAGCUGCAGCCAAUUGAAGAAGGCAUCACAGCACUGAGGGUCCUUGUGCGCUACAAUGACCAUCAGAUCCCACAAAAUGGACCUCCACUUGACCAAAGAAAUCGUGGUGUGCAAUAUGUCAUCUAUCCAUGCCCUCCCUUCCCGUUUGAGCCUCGUUUUGAGCAUGGCACACACCACCAAAGGGUCCCGUAUCAAAAUGCUUAUACUACACAACAAGAGAGGGAUGCAGCAGCUGCUCGUGACAGGUGUGCCCAGAGGGCCGUCUGGGAGGCCAAACUCCGUAUUUUGGAGGCGAGGCAAUCCAUCUUGAAAGAAUUGAAGACUGCGAUGCUGUCAAAGAUGAGGUCAGAGUUCAAGAUGAUGAUGGAGCAACGAUCUAACUUAGGGACUGGUUAUGCGGAGUAUGCGUUCCCUUCACUGGCAUAGAGCCUGUGGUCAAGAAUAAGACUCCGGAGGUGGCGAAGCUGGCAACAGUUGAGACUCACUGAAGAGGUUCUGAUCGUCUUUGGGAAAACAAAUGUAAAUGAUCUUUGGAGGUGUUCUACGGUGACGAAAACUUGAGACUUUGUUGGUCUCCUCAGAGUAACUUGCUAGCUGUUCGAAGUAGUGGUGUGGGCAUCGUUGGUCUAGUAACUUGUCAUGAGAACUAUUUGUUUCUGGUCAAGUUCUUAGAAUGUGAACCUUAAUCUGCCUGGAAUGGAAUGGUUACUGAGCCCAUUUGCGA